Molecule: messenger RNA, 1231 nt
Organism: Punica granatum (pomegranate)
Lineage: Eukaryota; Viridiplantae; Streptophyta; Magnoliopsida; Myrtales; Lythraceae
Source: RefSeq, a predicted model, not a curated record
UUUCGGGGGUGUUCCGUCUCUUUCCUCUCGCGCAAGAAAGCAGAAAUCCUCAAAGGUACCUCUUCACGCACACUCGCCAUUGUUAACACUUCCCCACUUCAAGGUCGUCUUCCCGCAAUCGCUUUCGCUGAUUUCUCCGCUCAGGUCUGACAAUGAAGCUCGAUACAAGCGGCCUCGAGUCAGCUUAUCCGGUUCUUAGAGGAGUUGGCGACCUCGAUGAUGCCAUCCAGGGUGCGCCGGCAUUUGAACUUCCCAAUGCUUCUGAUUUCGAUGGCUUUGUAAAAGAAGCUAUGGCGGAGCUGAAGCCUGCCAAGGGUACGACAACACUCGCUUUCAUCUUCAAAGAGGGAGUUAUGGUCGCUGCCGAUUCCAGGGCUAGCAUGGGAGCCUAUAUCUCGUCACAAACGGUGAAGAAGAUCAUCGAGAUCAAUCCUUACAUGCUUGGUACCAUGGCUGGUGGUGCUGCUGACUGCCAAUUCUGGCACAGGAAUCUUGGUAUUAAGUGUCGGCUGCAUGAAUUGGCCAACAAAAGGAGGAUUUCAGUUACAGGAGCAUCGAAGCUGCUAGCUAACAUCUUAUACUCUUAUCGAGGCAUGGGUCUAUCUGUUGGGACCAUGAUUGCUGGAUGGGAUGAGACGGGUCCAGCACUCUACUAUGUAGAUAGUGAAGGAGGAAGGCUGAAAGGGAACAGAUUUUCUGUUGGGUCUGGGUCGCCAUAUGCUUAUGGGGUUCUGGACAGUGGGUACCGUUAUGAUAUGUCGGUCGAAGAAGCUGCGGAGCUGGCAAGAAGAGCCAUUUACCAUGCCACCUACAGGGAUGGGGCUAGCGGUGGAGUUGCCAGCGUCUACCAUGUUGGGCCCAACGGGUGGAAGAAGCUUUCAGGGGAUGAUGUCGGUGAGCUCCACUACAAGUACUAUCCCGUAACGCCGAGCACAGUGGAACAAGAAAUGGCCGAAGUAGCUGGACCUUGAGAGGGCGUAUUGUUCCCGCUGCUCCCAGCACCCUCUUGGGCACAAUCUUUUGGAUGUUCCUAGCCAUGUAAUUUCAACUUCGUACAGAAAGCUCCUUUCCUAGAAACCGUCCCCCAAGUUUAUGAAUCUGCACUUUUAUGUGUGAUUUUACUAUUAAACCAAGGCUGGGAUGUUGGCUGAUAUGGGUGUUAAGUCAAUUCUUGUGGGCAGUCAGGAAGAGAGUGUUCAAUCCGAAAGCAUAUCGUUAUUUAUUGGAGAAA